AUGGUCUGUGCGAUUGUAUGUCUGUCAACCAUCAUGAAGCCUACCGCAUGCCUGUUGGAGAGGCGACGCUGCCGGUCGUCCUGUCGCUCGCACUACGGCCAGCCAUUGAACUGUGCGUUCUAUGAUACCACGCUAGCAUGCCAGCAACGCAGCGACGAGUUGCUCGCCGAAUUCGACAACGUGUCCGUUUCAGGACUUUCACCAUCGCUGUCCCAGUCCGGCCAUUUCAACGAUGUGCCAUGCCCCAGCUCUAUGGUGGCCGUGACGGUGGUCGCCUACAUGCCGAACGACGUGCAUUCGAUGUUUACCAGGAUUAAGGUGUUGAUAACGGUCAGCGAGCCGAGAAUGCGUGCCGUUGUUCUUCACUGGUCUUGCGUUGAGGGCUCGGCGUCUGACACUUUCUGUCAAAACCUAAGUCGCCCUUACUGGCCACGAUUCUACUGGCCUUGCCGAAUGGUUGAAUGGAGGCUGCCGCUGGAGGGCGACAGUGAACACGGUGUGCCACUUGAUUCGCAGGCACAAACUUCGAAAAGGCACGACGCGGCCAUCAAAAUCGAGAUUGACUGUUUCACUCUGCCGGUGAUGUCCACAAUUCAGCUGACGGUCAGUUUUCAUCCGUUACAGUGUCAGUCGCGGUAUUUGAUGAAAGGUCCGAGUGCAAGACGCCUGUUCGGCGCGGUGCUUGCCAAUGACUGGAUUCCAUUCAUUGUACUGGACGCCAACGACGGUCGCGGCGCCGCUGUCAAUCUGUCUGCUCCACCCGACCGGCUGAACAUUGAUCGCAUGUUGGUCGAGAUCUGGAACGUCAACGCCGGCAUUCUGGAAGUAUCUAAGACGGUGUUCCUUCCCGAAACACAUUUGUACAUUGACGGCAUGAGGACUGGCGGCCAUUUUCUCGAUGUGCACGUCAUUCACAGUUCCUGUCCUCAGAGUGACUGCCUCACUCAGCGUCUGGCGUUCAAUUUCACCAGCGUUCUUCAGGGGGCUGCUAAGGAUGACGGCCACCGAAGGAGGUUCACUUUGCUUGAUCUUGCUUUGUUGUUACUUAUGAUAGGCGUGUUGCUGGUCGUCGUCUUUCUAGUGGUAGUGGUUCGCAGGCGGCUGAGGCCGAAGGUGCCAACCGCCGUCACUUUCGCCACACGUCCUAAGGUGUUCCUCAUCUACUCAGACGACAGUCAUCAGCACAGCGAGGUGGUGCUGCAGCUGGCUAACUUUCUGAGCUCAAACGCACAUUGCGAUGUAAUGUUCGACCGGUGGUCGACUAAAGAAGACGAACCUUUCGACCCCUACGCAUGGAUAGCGCAGUGCUUCAGUCGAGCCGACUUCUUCUUGGUUGUCAUGUCCGAAGGCUCAAAACUGUUCUUUCAGUACCCAAGGCGAUUUCGGCUGGUCUCCGUCGCACCUUGGGUGGACACAUUCGAGCCUUCAAUGACACUGCUGUUGCCGCAUCUGCUAAAGGACGACGUGACGAUUGGUUCAGCAACUGCUGCCGACCGUUUCAGUGACCGCGUUGUUUGUGUGCGUUUCAGCUACUCGACUGACGACUGCAUCCUACCGUUCUGGCGCAUGUUAUCCUGCUCCAAGUUCAGCUUGCUGUCCGAACUGCCAGCCCUAGUGUGCUACCUUCACAGAUUUAGCUCAUGUUCUGUCGACGUGACCAGCGUCACUGAAGGUGCCGACGCACUGCCAGCCGCUGUCGAUGACUGCUGCUGCGCAAUCGCCAGUGGUCAGCCGGCGAUCGACGAAGCUCGUCUACAGCCGCUGUCGCCAUCGACUCACGUGGACCGUUCGAUGGACAUCAUCCUUCACUUGCUGGUCAACGUCCGUGACGAACUUGAGCUACAGUCGACGAAUGCCAUCACCACUGAAGAUCUAUACGAUCUGUACCUCAGGCAGACGUCGAAAUGCGAACGAUACAAACUGUUGCCACCAUCGCAGCCUUUACGGCAUUCCGCGUCGUCGGGGACUAUUAUGGCCGAGACUGAGAUUGAGGUCGACACUGAGGCCGGUGCCGGCCGAUACGCGCUGCUGCCGGCCGACGUCGAUUGCUAG
Molecule: messenger RNA, 2052 nt
Organism: Soboliphyme baturini
Lineage: Eukaryota; Metazoa; Nematoda; Enoplea; Dioctophymatida; Soboliphymatidae
Source: the annotation of a GenBank genome assembly